Molecule: messenger RNA, 1015 nt
Organism: Dicrocoelium dendriticum
Lineage: Eukaryota; Metazoa; Platyhelminthes; Trematoda; Plagiorchiida; Dicrocoeliidae
Source: the annotation of a GenBank genome assembly
AUAUACCCAGCUGACUUAGAAGAACCUUGCAAACAUUCAGGCAGACAAUGUAUUUCAUUUUUGUUUGAUUCUGUGCCCCUCAUAACAAUGACGCUUGUGACGACUUUGAAUUAUGGAAAAUUAUGUCGUUUUCGGUCGAAUUGGUGAGGGCGCCCAUGGAGUUAUUCUCAAAGCCAAACAUACAAAGAGUAAUGAAUUGGUUGCGUUGAAAAAAAUUUCAUUGCGCAAUUCGGCUGAUGGUAUACCGACUACUGCACUGAGAGAGAUUAAAGCGCUCCAGUUUGUUGAAUCAUGCCCGUACGUAGUUCGUUUAAGAGAAAUGUUUCCUCAUGGCUUCGGUUUCGUGUUGGUAUUUGAUUACAUGACGACUGAUCUGAGCGAAAUUAUUCGGAAUCAUAGUUGCCAUCUUAAACCUUCACAUGUGAAAAGCUAUAUGAUGAUGUUGCUAUUAGGCCUAGAAGUGAUACACAGUUUGGGGAUAAUGCAUCGUGAUCUGAAGCCUGCAAACCUUUUACUUAACGAGAACGGAAUCCUAAAAAUAGCGGACUUCGGACUAGCACGUUUGUACCAAGACUGUAAUGCCAGGUUGUACAGUCACCAAGUUGCGACUCGGUAUGACAUUCCCUCAUUUGUAUUUCUGUUGUUAUCUGCAAGAUGGUACAGAGCACCUGAACUUCUUUAUGGUGCACAAAGAUACUUUAACCAUGUCGACUUGUGGGCGGUGGGGUGCAUUUUUGCUGAACUUCUAAAUCUCUCUCCUAUAUUUCCUGGAGAGAAUGACAUUGAGCAACUUUGGAUUGUUAUACGUUCUCUAGGAACACCUAAAGAAGACGAAUGGCCUGAACUUGUGGAAUUACCAGACUACAACAAAAUAACCUUCACUCCAACUCAGCCUGUCCCUUUUGAAGAAAUCCUUCCAGACGCACCUCCGGAGGCAUUGGAUCUAGUCAAACGCUUUCUGGUCUAUCCUCCAAGUAAAAGGAUAUCGGCGUCCGAAGUAAGAAUUUCCACUUAA